Messenger RNA from Magnolia sinica, 570 nucleotides. RefSeq names its product UDP-N-acetylglucosamine transporter ROCK1-like. The coding region runs from base 106 to 570 and encodes 154 amino acids. The transcript has 4 exons. Gene Ontology annotation, biological process: pyrimidine nucleotide-sugar transmembrane transport. Gene Ontology annotation, molecular function: pyrimidine nucleotide-sugar transmembrane transporter activity. Gene Ontology annotation, cellular component: Golgi membrane. NCBI's taxonomy places the organism in Eukaryota, Viridiplantae, Streptophyta, Magnoliopsida, Magnoliales, Magnoliaceae. The record is from RefSeq and is a predicted model, not a curated record.
CUAUGUGCUUGCAGGUAAUUUUAGAGAAUUACCAAGUUCUCUGACAAUCACUUUACUAUAUUUUUUCUGGGUGCAAUCUGUAGGCAAAAGCACUCGGUUAAACAAAUGGGGGCCCUAUUCUUACUAAUAAUUGCUGCCAUACUUCUAAGCUUUGGAGAAGGUUCUGGCAGGGAUUCUAGUGGCACUAACCCAGAUCAAGUUCUCUUUCAUGGAAUCAUUCCUGUUUUAGUUGCUUCUGUGCGCUCUGGUCUGGCUUCUUCUCUCUGUCAGUGGGCUUCUCAGGUGAAGAAACACAACUCAUGCUUAAUGAUUGUGGAAAUGCCUAUAGUUGGAAGCCUGUCAGUGGGCUUCUUUUUUCUGUUAGUUGGCUUCUCUGGUGAAGAAACACAACUCAUGCUUCAUGACUGUGGAAAUGUCUAUAGUUGGAACCUGUGCUUAUUGGCAAGUAUGUCUAAGUCUCCAGAUGGAGAAGCCAUCAGACAGCAUGGGUUUUUUCAUGGUUGGACCGCAUUGACUAUGAUGCAGUAUUUAAUCCGAUCGCAGCUUGUUUGUGUGUUUUGUGGAGAUUGA